AGGUGCCAGGAGGCCCUGGGACACCGCGCAGAAGCACUGCGGGAGCCAAAUGGGGCAGGGCUUUCAUAGCCCUGGACCUCUUCUCUGAACUGGUGCCUGCUCUGGGGAACAGUUUCCUGCUUCUUUGUGCUACGAUCACGCUUGAUUCAUGGUCAAUAUUGUCUUGUCUUUCCCUUCCCUUUCUUUUUAUGGACGCAGUCGUCCUCACUCACCCCAGACCUGUCCUGUGAAUUGUGAUGGGGAGGCUGGGCGCUGGGAAGAUUUACUUCGGCUUUAGAAUCUCACCCCACUGUGGUCAUCCAAGCUUUCCAAAAAGGAAAAAAAAAAAAAAAAUCUUUUCUAAUCUCUCUCUCUCUCCUUCCUUCCUUCCUCUUUUCUUUCUCUUUCUUUCUUUCUUUUGGACAUGGUCUUGCUCGCUUACUGAAAACUUUUGGUCUCAGGUGAUCCUCCCACCUCAUCCUCCCGAGUAGCUGGGACUACACGUGGAGCGCCGUCACUCUUGGCUAAAUUUUGUGUUUUCUUGUAGAGAUGGGGUUUCACUAUGCUGCUCAGGCUUGUCUUGAACUCCUCAGCUCAAGCGAUCCACCUGCCCCGGCCUUCCAAAGUGCUGAGAUUACAGGCGUGAGCUACUGCGCCCGCCCAAGCUUGGAUUUUACAUGCUCAGGAGGUGUCAAAGAAGGGCAUAUUCACAUUGUGAGAGACGUGCAGGAGGAAUUCCAGGGAUUUUUCUCUCCUGCUUCACAGGUAGCAGUGUUGACACAGCUCGGAUGGCCACGAGGGGGUUGAGAUUCUAAAAGCCCAGGGAAACUUUUCUGGGGCCCAUACAAUUCAUAGGACAGGUUUGGAGUAAGUAAGGACUAUGUCUAUAAUAUGUGAAUUCCUGCCAGUGCCGGGAGAGAGCAUGGGGUUGGAGCUUUGCCCACCUCUCCCGCGCUGACUGGGUCUGGACAAAGACAUGGACCUUCGCCGAGCCUUCUCAGGCAAGCUCCGACCUCCCCGGUGCUUCCGGGUGAAAUCCUCGGUGGUCUGAACAGUUGAGGCAGGCGACGAUCCCUGAGGGCUGUUGGACCAGUGUGGAUGCAUCCUGGAGUUAGGGUCGAAUUCUGAGUGGAGGCUGCAGCGCGGACUCGGCUGCUUCCGGUAGAUGGCGGAGGGGCGGAGGGCGCUUCAGCACCACGGGGUGGACAGCACCCGGGAGGCAGCAGCGGAAGCCUGCAGCGGAGGUCGCUGCCCAGCUCCCCAGACUACUUCCGCGGUCUUUACCCUGGAAUAGAAGCGGAGGGACAGUCCCAGCGGGGCGGAGCUUCGGGGCCAGGACCUCACCGCCUACAGGCUGUGCGGAGCUCGGGCCUGCGCUCGGGGAAUCUUGCCGAGCUUUGGCUCAGAGAUAUGGGGGAGGGAGCUGGGUGGGACCACCUGAUCCACUCGGAAUGUGGGUGCGAUUCAUCCAGCAGCGCGCUGCCGGGGUCAGAACACCGAACCUUGGUCACGCUCCUGGAGCCUCCUUGGAAUUCCAGUGUAGACACCGUAGCGGCUGCUAGUUGCAACCGACCCUCAGGGCGCAGCCGGCCCAAACUUGCAGCCUCAACUGCGACCUCCCGCCCCUGGUUAAAAGGCAACCUAUGACUUCUGGGUUGGUUCAAAAAAAAAAAAAAGGCAACAUAACGACAUCCCGAGGGGCAAUGGGGUACAGAAGGACUGUUCUAGGGCAGCGGGGCAGAGCGGUCCCGCUGCGCAGCGCUAUGACAGCGACGACACCGUGAGCGUUUAUAGGAAGCAGGAUCAUGGACCGUUUCUAGGAAGCCCGUAGUAAUUAAGUGGAAUUAAGAUUCCAGGGUAUUUUACACGCGGUUCUUUCAGAGCCUUUCAGCAGCCGAGGACGGUGGGCCCGAGCAUCAGCUGUCAUCCACGAAGGCUCUCAGAGGGCAGCCGACCCCUCUACAUCACACAGCCCAGGGGCUCUGAAGCCGACUCGAAUACAGGCUUCUGCACCCCACAUCUGCUGCUCGUCCUCGGCACCUGCUGCCUCGCGGGAGCCCGUCGCCUGCAGGACAGAGGGCUUCCCUGCAGCCGCGCCGUUCGCUGUGCCUCCGGCAUCAGUCGUGGGCGCCCCAGUCCCAGUCCAAGAGCGGCCUUGGACUAAACUGGGCCUGGAGACUCGUAGGGAUGGUGGCGGCAAUUACGGACCUGGGAGGGCGAGCGCACCUGGCGCAGGGACCUUCGCCAGGUGGGACCACCUGAUCCACUCGGAAUGUGGGUGGGGCUCCUGGUUAGUGACUUGUCUAUAAACAACGCCCCAUCCCGUGAGCUGGAGUUCAAGGCUAAUCACCACUGUUCCACUUAUUCAGAGCCGGUCCAUUUCACAGGUGUUCCCCGGGAGCCGGCCGGGUUCCACCUUUUGGCUGUUUGGCUGUUUCAGCUUCCUGAAUUUCUGAUCUGGCCUACCCACAGCAGCCUUCUGGAGGAGACUGGCGGGACACAAGGGCCUGCUGUGCUCCUUGGGGAUGUGACCAGAGCUCUGAAGCACAGGCUCCCCAAGUAUGCUCUUCCCUUGCUCCUCAAGUGUGGCAUCCUCCCUCAGCUUGUAUGUCUGGGCUUCAUGUUCUGAGGCAGGAAACUGGAUAUUACUGAGUGCUGGUGUCCUGGACUGAAGAUCCUGGCUGGAGUGCAUGUUACUGCCGACAAAACUUCAGAACACCAGGCAGGGCAAGACCAGUGACAUCAGACUGAGAUACAAUGGCACUGAUCCUGGAUUUGCAGGGCCAGGAUAAACAAGAGACUGUAGAGACCAUUUUGUCCCAUUCAUUCUUUUAUAGGCAGAACACAGACCCAGAGAAAAGAGAUAACUUGUCCCAAGCUACCCCGUGAAGGAGGAGGAAGGCCAGGGAUAAAGAGUGUGCUUCUAGAAUCUUUAUUUAUUUAUUUAUAUGAGACAUAGUUUCACUCUUGUUGCCCAGGCUGGAGUGCAGUGGCGCAAUCUGGACUCAGUGCAACCUCCGCCUACCAGGUUCAAGCGAUUCUCCAGCCUCAGCCUCCAGAGUAGCUGGGAUUACAGGCACCGCCACCGCGCCCAGCUAUUUUUUUUUUUUUUUUUUUUUUUAGUAGAGAUGGGGUUAUACCAUGUUGACCAGGCUGGUCUCGAACUCCUGAUCUCAGGCAAUCCUCCCGCCUUGGCCUCCGAAAGUGCUGGAAUUACAGGCGUGAGCCACCGCGCCCUGCCGUUUGCUUCUAGAAUCUUAACUCUUCGGGGUCAACCUCUCCUUCCACGCUGAGGAAACGGGAUCUUCCUGCAACCCCCGAGACAACCGCCGAACAGUCACCCAACUUAGCGUUGGGGCCCGGACGUUCCGUCGAUCGGAUGUACGAUGCUCGACUUCUAGGUCUUGAGUACAACGCAGGAUAAAUCGAUUGGUCAUCCCUGCCGGUCGCUGCCGAGCGCUGAUUGGCUCGGGCUUGGGAAGUGCUGAAAAGGCCGGCGCGGGGGGCGUGCCUGGGGAAGGGACUCUAGCAGCGCUGAGCUGCCCGAGGGUGCCAGGUGCUGCCGCUGAGUGGGUGCUGGUGCGUGCGAGGCUCUCUCGAAGAAACCCAAAUGCGUCGUGAGCCUGUCAUGUGCCCCAGGGAGCACUGGAGGCGGGACAGGGGCUAAGACCUCCCAGUCUUCACUCCGUGUUGUCGAGUACGCAUUUGAAAUCGUUCCCCAACCUUGCAGUUCCUCCGAGGCCCUUCCCAGGCGCCCAGACUCUGUUGAGCCCAUUGCUAAAACUCCUCGUUAGUCUUUACUACCCCUUCAGUCUCCGUUUUGAAGCAGCGGUUUUCAACCACUGCGCGUUUUAAAAAGAAGUCCAUCGCAAGCCAAAAGCAGGGCGGGGUUCGCCACCUCUUCGUGCCACCCCUCUUUAGGGACACCUUAGGGUGGAGCGACGAGUCGCCCUUGACUGAGUAGUCCCUGCCCUUGCCAGGGCGAUAUUUCUGGAAAUGCAGAUUCGACCGAGCCUUGCACUAGUGAGAAUUCAGUGGGUCCCUAGCACCUAGUGCAGCGGCUCCUAGCCUGAGUACUGCCCUCUUUCGGUGGGGAGGGGUUGGGUUUUUUUGUGGCAUCCAUGAAUCUGAUCUCCAACAUUCCUCCACGUCAAUUCCCACUACACCCAAAUCCCUUACCCUCUACCUAGGCUUUCCAGCCACAGUGCUGGCUUGGGUGGGGGUGCGUGCAGUGCUGACACCAAAGUGGAGGUCCCUUGUUUCUGAGAGCGUCUCUUUUAGAGCAAUGCAAACGUGAAAUCCCUCCUGCCAAGAAACAAUUUCAGCUCCUCCUGGAUUAAAGCCUUUGAGAAACAAAGCUGAGACUUUCUGGUUCUGGGAGGCCAUCUGGAGGUGUACGUGUGGGUCGCCGUGGCUUGACUAUGGUGUAGUCCAUGGUGCAGUCAGUUCAAAGAACCUUUGCAGGCACUAGCUUCCUUAUCCCUGAGCAUGGGGGAUGGGGGAGGGGAUCAUGUGUAGUCGUGGGAGGCAUUGAUAGAGCAACCUCAUUCAGGGAAAGAAAAGUGGAGGAAGGAAGCAGAGUGAGGAAAGGCCAUGGUAGAGUCUGGGGCUGUGGGGUGGACUUCUGGCAGGAGCCUUCUCCUGUCAUGGCUUUGGGGCUGAUAUGGUUAGGUGCCUUGUGUCCCCACCCAAGUCUCAUCUUAAAUUGUAAUCCUCAUAAUCCCCACUUGUCAAGCUGGGACUACAGGUGCCCACCACCACCACACCCAGCUAAUUUUUGUAUUUUUAGUAAAAACAGGGUUUCACCACGUUGGCCAGGAUGGUCUGAUCUCUUGACCUCGUGAUCCACCCACCUCGGUCCCCCAAAGUGCUAGGAUUAUAGGCAUGAGCCACCGCGCCCGGCCAAAAAUAACCUAAUUUAAAAACGAGCAAAGGAUAUAAAUAGACACGUCUUUACUUUUUUUUUUAAUUUUAUUUAUUUAUUUUUGAGAUGGAGUCUCGCUCUGUUGCCCAGGCUGGAGCGCAGUGGCAUGGUCUCUGUUCACUGCAACCUCCACCUCCUGGGUUCAAGCAAUUCUCCUGCCUCAGCCUCCUGAGUAACUGGGAUUACAGGUGCCUGCCACCAUGGCCAGUCUGAAUAGAUCCUUCCUUCUUUCCUUCCUUCCUUCUUCCUUUCCUUUUCCUUUUCCUUUUCCUUUCCUUUUCCUGUCCUGUCCUGUCCUGUCCUGUCCUGUCCUGUCCUGUCCUUUCUUUUCGCUCUUGUUGCCCAGGCUGGAGUGCAAUGGUGCAAUCUCAGCUUACCACAACCUCCACCUCCUGAGUUCAAGCGAUUCUCCUGCUGGGAUUACAAGCAUGCGCCACCAUGCCUAAUGAAUUUUCUAUUUUUAGUAGAGGCAGGGUUUCUCCAUGUUGGUCAGACUGGUCUUGAACUCUUGACCUCAGGUGAUCCGCCUGCCUCAGCCUCCCAAAGUGUUGGGAUUACAGGUGUGAGCCACCACACCCGGCGACAUUUCUUUAAAGAAGAUAAACAAAGGGCUAAUAAAUGCAUGAAAAAGUGUUCAACAUCAGUAAUCAUUAGGAGAAUGUGAAUCAAAACCACAAUGAGAUACUAUGUCACACCCAUUAGCAUGGCUAUUAAAAACAAAAGAGAGAACAUAAUAAGUGUUAGUGAGGCUCACACCUGUAAUCGGAAGCAUCCUACACUGCUGUUGGGAAUGUGAAAUCACAUGGCCACUGUGGAAAACAGCCUGGCAGUUUCUCAGCAUGGAACUACCAUGUAACCCAGCAAUUCCACUUCUAUGUAUAUACCCAAGAAAAGCGAAAACAUGGCCAGGUGCAGUGGCUCACACCUGUAAUCCCAGCACAUUGGGAGGCCAAGGCGGGUGUAUCACCUCAGGUCAGGAGUUCAAGACCACCCUGGCCAACAUGGUGCAACUCCAACUCCACUAAAAAUAUAAAAAAUUAGCUGAGCAUGGUGGCAGUUGCCUGUGAUCCCAGGUACUCAGGAGGCUGAAGCAGGAGAAUCACUUGUACCCCAGAAGUGGAAGUUGCAGUGAACUGAGAUGGCACCGUUGCACUCCAGCCUGGCAACAGAGUGAGACUCUGUCUCAAAAAAAAAAAAAAAAGUGUACAUACAAAGACUUGUACAUGAAUGUUUAUAGCAGCACUUUUCAUAAGAGCCAAAAAGUGGAUAUAGUUCAAAUGUCCAUCAACUGAUGAGUGGAUAAACAGAAAAUGGAGGGCUGGGCGUGGUGGCUUACUGUAAUCCCAGCACUUUAGGAGUCUGAGGUGGGUGGAUCACUUGAGGUCAGGAGUUCAAGACCAGCCUGGCCAAUAUGGCAAAACCAGGUCUCUACUAAAAUUACAAAAAUUAGCUGGGCUUGGUGGUGGGCACCUGUAAUCCCAGCUACUCAGGAGGCUGAGGCAGGAGGAUUGCUUGAACACAGGAGGUAGAGAUUGCAGCCAAGAUCACACCACUGCACACUAGCCUGGGGGAUAGAAUGAGAUUCUGUCUUAAAAAAAAAAAAAGAGGCCGGGUGCGGUGGCUCACACCUGUAAUCCUAGCACUUUGGGAGGCCGAGGUGGGUGGAUCACGAGGUCGAGAGAUUGAGACCAUCCUGGUCAACAUGGUGAAACCCCGUCUCUACUAAAAAUACAAAAAAUUAGCUGGGCACGGUGGUGCGUGCCUGUAAUCCCAGCUACUCAGGAGGCUGAGGCAGAAGAAUUGCCUGAACCCAGGAGGCGGAGGUUGCGGUGAGCCGAGAUCGCGCCAUUGCACGCCAGCCUGGGUAACAAGAGCAAAACUUCGUCUCAAAAAAAAAAAAAAGAAAAGAAAAGAAAAAGAAAAAUCAGAAUAUGGACUCUCCAACAGAACAUUAUUUGAGUCCAACCGCCAGCAGGCCACUAUAGAACCGAGAAGAGCCUGUGUUCCAGUUUGAAGGUCAUCCUGCGGGGAAUGUUCUCUUACUUGGGUGAGCAUCAACCUUUUGUUCUAUUCAGAUCCUCAACUGAUUGGAUGAGGCCCAUUCGCAUUAGAGAGGGCAGUCUCCGUUACUCAGUUUACCACAGAAAGAUAAACUGAAUGUCCUCACUUCUCUGUGGGAGCUAAAAAUUAAAACAGUGGAAUUCAUGGAGAUAGUAGAAGGAUGAUUACUGAAGGCUGGGAAGGGUAGUGGCAGGUAGGGGUGGGGAAGGGGAGGUGGUUAAUGUCGCACGUGUUACUCACGUAAAGAGACCACCAGACAGGCUUUGUGUGGGCAACUGUUUAUUUUGUGCUUGGGUGCAACCAGGCCAAGUCCGAGAAAGGGGUUAGGCAAAGGGGGUAGGAGAGGGGAUUGGUUAUAUAGUUGGGGCAAAUGGUCAGCUAAAGGUGGUAAUCUAUCUUGGGGAGGGGGAGGACGUCACAGGAUGCAUGACUAUAAGGGCAGGGGUUGGUAAUCCAUCUUGGGGAGGGGAAGGGUGUCACGAGAUGUAUGAUCACAAGGUAGGAGUCAUUUAUUACGAACAGGCAUGAUCAUAAGGGUGGGGAGUAUCAGUUACAGUCAGAGGGGAGGGUGCAGUAGAUUAGUUACAGGGGUGGGUGUCUUGAGAAACCCCGUGUCCCGGGGGGAGUUUUUGCAAGGAUGAACAGGAAUAAUGGAUGCAGGUUGCAGCAAUUAGUUGAGGUAGGAAGGAGUUGCUUUACUUCUUUCUAUGGCCACCUGGUUGCUUGUGGUUGCUUCAGACUUUCUGGUUCCUGGAGACCCAUCCAGAGGUGUACAUGCGGGUCACCAAGGCUAAAAUGGCCAGGCCUGGACUUGGAGGCCUAACAGUUAAUGGGUAAAAAAAAAGGUUAACUCUUAAUCUCAUCCAAAACACCCUCCCAGAAAUACUCAGUAAUCUUAGACCAAGUAUUUGUUUACUUGUGGCCCAGUCAAAUUAACACAUAAAACCGAUCAAGUAUUGAUACAUGCUGUAACAUGUAUGAAACUUGAAAAUGUUAUGCGAAGUGAAAUUAGACCACAUGUAUCACAAAGAUUUCCUUUUACAGGAAAUGUGCAGAAGAAAUAAAUAUAGAGACAAAGCAGACAAGUGGCUACCAAAGCUGAGUAUUGAGAAGCUCUGCUGGGGGCCCACAGGAAUGUGAAUAAACACACCUGGAAAGUCUGCAGAAGCUCUGGUCCCAGCCUCCUGCUGGUAUUUGGGAUUAAGCCUUAUUUUGCAAUGGAUUUAAUCUCAACAGACACUGAGGGGUGCCUGAAGUCCCUGUGAAACCCUUUCUGGUAUCAGCUACCUAUCACAGGAUGCAGAGGACAAGAGUAUCAGAAACGUUGCUGCUCAGAAGUACAUCAGGAAGAAUGACGUAUCCCACUUUUGUCUGGAGGUUAGAAAUCACUUGGACACAGAGUCCAUUGAGCAGCCUUGAUUCCUAACCAGGUAGCAGGGUCUGCUGCGCUUGGAUGCCAGUGGGAAGAAUGCGUUCUUGGAGAGUGAGUGGAUCCUCCCCUGGGCUCACAGGAGGAGAUGGGUCUGGAGCGGGCAGUGGAGCUGUCCAGAGUGAGCAGGUGUCUGCGGAAUACGGGAUGCAGAGCGGGAAUGGAGCUCCACACUCUCCCAGCUUCCUGGCCCGGGACAAGCAUUGGCACUCUCUGGGCCUCCUCAGGAAUCUCGAACCUCCUAGGCGAUUCCAGUUUGAGUCAGCCCUGCGAGCAUCCAGAUGGAGUCUCACUCUGUCGCCAGGUGAGAGUACAAUGGCGCAAUCUUGGCUCACUGCAACCUCUGCCUCCUGGGUUCAAGCAAUUCUCCUGCCUCAGCCUCCUGAGCAGCUGGGACUACAGGUGUGCACCACCACACCCAGCUAAUUUUUGCAUUUUUGGUAGAGACGGGGUUUUACCAUGUUGGUCACGAUGGUCUCGAUCUCUUGCUCUAGUGAUCUGCCUGCUUCGGCCUCCCAGAGUGCUGGGAUUACAGGAAUGAGCCACCAUGCUUGGCCUUAGGUACUCUUUAAAGUUUUAAAAUUAUUGUAUAAUUUCCCCAUAAAGUUUUCAGAUAACAAUCUUACAGAUUCCCAGGGAGAACUUUGGAAGAGAAUGGUGUGACCACCCAGCCAAAGCCAGAAUAAAAUGUGGUUUAAAAUUCUGGCUAAGGAAGAAAGUAUGAUUAGGCAUAUAGUUACUAUUUGUUUGUUUAUGAGAUGGAGUUUCACUCUUGUUGCCCAGGCUGGAGUGCAAUGGUGCAAUCUCCACUCACCUCAACUCUGCCUCCCAGGUUCAAGCGAUUCUCCUGCCUCAGCCUCCAGAGUAGCUGGGAUUAUAUGCAUGCGCCACCAUGCCUGGCUAAUUUUGUGUUUUUAGUAGAGACGAGGUUUCUCCAUGUUGGUCAGGCUGGUCUCAAACUUCUGACUUCAGGUGAUUUGCUCACCUCAGUGUCCCAAAGUGCUGGGAUUACAGGUGUGAGCCACUGCACCUGGCUUUGUAGUUACUUUUAAAAGGGAACCAAACAUUGGUAUUUAAUAAAUAAAAGUCUGCUGAAUGAUGUAAUCUUUGAUGAUGUCUAUCAUAACUAUUCAAAAACCCAAAACAACCAUCUAGCAGUAGGUGAAUGUCAAGUUUUCUUUCCACAAGGAAUUUGACACCUUGAGUAUUCCAUGUCUGAAACAUUAUAUACACACAUAAAGGUUAAGGCCUGAAUUACCCAUGUUAGCCUGUCUACACUCUGGAAAUCAAUCUUCCUUGCUUAGGGCUCCAGGAAGCCUCUCCCCACUCUAGCCUGGGUCUCUUGGGAAAAAGAGGAAUUCAGGCAGGAGGAGGCAAGCAGGUGACUCAGCAUUCAGCAAAGAGAGGUGCAAGGGUGUGCAAGGGCAAAGAAAAAAGGCAGUGGGGAGGCAGUGCCAGGCCUGGCAUGGGUGAAGUAGAGGUGCCUUGCAGAAAGAGAGGCUGGAGCCACACUGUGAAGGGACUUUACCACCAUACUGAGCCAUGGGUGACACAAUCAGAGGCUUGUUUAAAAUAUAUAUAUAACAGGCUGGGCGCUGUGGCUCAUGCUUAUAAUCCCAGCACAUUGGGAGGCCAAGGCGGGUGGAUCACAAGGUCAAGAGAUCGAGACCGUUCUGGUCAACAUGGUGAAACCCCGUCUCUACUAAAAAUACAAAAAUUAGCUGGGUGUGGUGGCGCACGCCUGUAGUCCCAGGUACUUGGGAGGCUGAGGCAGGAGAAUUGCUCGAACCCAGGAAGCAGAGGUUGCAGUGAGCUGAGGUCGCGCCAUUGCACUCCAGCCUGGGUAACAAGAGCGAAAUUCCAUCUCAAAAAAAAAAAAACAAAACAAAAAGAUUAGCUGGGCGUGGUGGGGGUUACCUGUAAUCUCAGCUACUUGGGAGGCCGAGGCAGGAGAAUUGCUUGAACCUGGGAAGUGGAGGUUGCAGUGAGCUGACACUAUAUGUGAUACAAAGCUCAUCCCCAAAUUUUCUGCCACUUGCAGAGUGGCCUGCUUCUCAGGUUAGUCAGGGUUUGAUUCAAAAUUAGCAUAAUGUCUUUCCAGGAGUGUUCAAAUAGUUGGGUUAAAUUCUGGAAAGCCUUUCUGUCAGGGUCACCUGAAAACUGGCCAAGAUCCCCCUUAAUUUGCCUUAAGUCCUGUAGAGAGAAGGGACCUGGACCAGGGGGCCAAAUUCACCAAGCAUCUGUUGGAGGGGCAGGAGUGAGACUGGGGCUGGUCUACGGUGAGGAUUUCUACAAGGGGCCAAGUGAGCGAGAGAGAAACUGGGUAGUGAGGACGCCGCGGACCCAGAGGAGCAGGGCCAGAGGGAGCUGGCUCCCUAGCUGGAGGGGCCUCUGGGGUUCGUUUCUUUAGUUCCCUGGGAUUGUCCCCUGCAGCCUCUCCUGGCUAUAGCAAUCCUACAUUGUCAGCAAAGGUCAGACACAUGUGAAGAAGCCCUGCACAUAUGGGGCCUCAGACCAUUUGCCCUCACAUUUACAGAAAAGGUCCCCCUGCAGGAUGGUAUUGAAAUGAGUGGUUCCUUCCUGAGCCAGUCCUUCCUGCAGAUUAUAAUUUGGCCAAACCUCUGUGCAAAGGGCUAUGAGGCAUUUCCCCCCUAGGGUCUGAGGGUCAAAGCAGUCCCAGUGAUUCAGGAUACACUCCAGAGAAGUAUAGACUGAGGGUGAAGAUAGUUGGUGCUCAUUCUGAAAGAGGGAAAUAGGCAUCCCUCAUUUUCCUUCCUUCUUUCCCCGAGAGAAAACAGGGGCCCUCCUUUUCUCUUCUAUUUUUUUAUCCUUGUGUCCUGGCGACCUUAGAUGGACACCACCCCUAGGUGCCAUUGCAGCCUGCACCCAUGAAGCAGGGAGGGCCUAGAGAAUAGGAAUUAUCUGCACUCACCUAUGCCUCCAUGCCCCAUACUGUUGGCAACCUUUGAGUUCCUUGGGCCUUAUCUGUGCCAUGGAGUAUGGCCUCCUUCCGUGUAGCAGGGGUUUAAUUGGCAGGAAUUAGUCCUGCCCAUUUAUACUGUGCCUGUUGCCUGCUUUUGAAUCCCUCAGAUCUGGUUUUCCUUUCUAGGGCUUCAACCUGAAGUUUAGAAUUGAGUUUGGGAUUGGGCCAGGUGCAGUGGCUCAUGCCUAUAAUCCCAGCACUUUGGGAGGCAGAGGCGGGUGGAUCAUCAGGUCAGGAGUUCGAUACCAGCCUGGCCAACAUAGUGAAACUCCAUCUCUACUAAAAAUACAAAAAUUAGCGGGGCGUGGUGGCAGGCACCUGUAGUCCCGGCUACUCAGAAGCCUGAGGCAGGAGAAUCACUUGAACUGGGAGGCUGAAGUUGCAAUGAGCUGAGAUUACGCCAUUGCUCUCCAGGUUGGGCAACAGAGCAAGACUUCGUCUCAAAAAACCAAAACCCAAAAAACAAACUAAACAAAACCAAAUUGAGUUUGGGAUGAAAAGGUGUCUUGGGGGUGCAUGGAUUCAUGAUGUAGAUUAAGUCCUAGGCAGCCUUGCCAAAUUUGCAGUUAUUAGCCAGUGGAGUGGCUCCUUCACUGCUUUCUGCAGAGUGCUGAGGUAGGAAAAGAACCCUCUCACAUAGAAAAGGAAAGAGGACAGAAAACAACAGCUUAAGAGGGGGAAGAACCUCUCACUCUACGUAAAUGGGUUUCUUUAAUCACAUAUCCUUCCUCUGGCUUGGACAGAGCUGAACCCCUCAGGGGAGGAAAGACUCUGUGGGCAUGUGGCAGGAGGGGGUGCCAGUGGGAAAUGCUGGCCAACUGGCUGUGUGGGGUCCCUGGCCCCCAAGACUGCCCUGGGGUCUGGGCAGCAGCUGCAGUUCUCUCCCACCCCAUGUGGCCAUUGGGCGCUGCACAUGCAUGUUCUGGACACGCCCAGGUGCCCCAGCUGGGAGGGGAGGGUGAGGAGGGAAACCACCAUGUGCUGCAGACACCUGUGGCUGUUGGGUGGGGGUGGAGGUCGCAUCUCUAAGAACAAAUGGAAGUCACAUUGUUCUGAAUUGCAUGUAUGGUGGCUGGGCCAAAUGUUCAUUCUACCUAGUAACAUUUCUGCAGUUUGCAGCAAAACCCUUAUCAUGAUAAAAGGAGAGAGAGGAGACAUUUUUAAAACACAAAAGAAGGAAAGAUACCAUAGAAAAGUCUGGGGUCUUGGAUAACACACUAAUGGGUGGUCAGUUGGGGUCCGGUCUGGGGCCUUCCGGCAACACUGAGGAAUGGCAUCCGCCAGAUGCUUUCAGUUGCCCCAGGACUUUAUUGUGGUUCCACACAACGGCUAGUCCUCUUUGAAGGGAAACAGCCACCAUUCCUUUCACCUGAAAGAGAGAGGUGUCAAGGUUGCAUCCUGUCCCCUGCAAAUGGCAUAGCUCAGAGGAAAGUCUGAGGACAAGAAGUCUCAGAAAAAAAGUGAAGAGACAGAUCCGGCAGCUCUGCAUUUACUUGCCCUUCUGAGGAAUCCUGGAUGGGCCCCCAGAUGAAGCAGGGUAUUUCUCUGACCCCUUUGAGGGACUUGCAACAGGGGUGCCUCAUGUUCUCAGCCUGCAGCUCUCAACUCACAGGAGGGAGUGCAUGAGUGAAUGAGACAGAAACUGGUGUGCAUGAGUGCCAGAGCCAGCCUCGGCACUGGCAGGAGGGAACUCACUCACUGGGACCUGCUGUGUUCCACCACUCACAGGAGGAAGCGUGCAGGUGAGCAGGUGCAAGAGCCAGGGUGAGCACUUUUGCACACUGGCACUACCAAAUGCCAUGCAGGUCCUGUGGCAUGGCAGUGUCUAGGGUGGGAGUGCCUGUGACCCUGAAGCCCCAGAGGGAAUGAUACAUUGCUCUUUUAGCUCUGCCAUCCACAGCUUAAGUGUUAACAGCUCAGUGGGCCCUCUGCCUUUUCAUGUGAGGUGGCUGCCUUUCACCAGUGAGGGUAAAGGGCCAGUGUGACAGCCUCUUGUAUCGACACUUGUGGCCCCCGAGCUCUUAUCCAGCCUCCAGGAAAAAUGAGGUUGCACAAAUGAAUUGAAGGAUGGUGAAUGUGGGGGAUUUUCUUGCUGAUGAAAGUGGCUUUCGGUGAGAGGGGGAGUUGAAAAGGGGCUGAGGCAGGGAGUGGGGAAGGUAAUCUUCCCUGAGGUCCAGUAGUCCCUGGUCAGAUUCUUCUCUGAAGUCACAUUAUCAAGCUGUCCCUCUGAAGUCAAGCCACUUCUCUCUGACUUCAACCAUAGUCCCCAGUGUGCAGCUGCUUUUCCUCUCUGCCAGCUGAGUGUGGAGUCUAUAGGCACAGGAUGGGGCAGGGCGAGGCUAUGUGGUUUAGGAAAAGGCAACAUUCAAGUGGGAAAACAGGGAUAUAAGUUCUCACUUUGGGCUGUGGUCUCAGGCUUUUCGGCUGGAGGGUGGGGCUUCACCAGGGACCUAACCUGGUCUGCCUAGAAUUUCUCUGCCUCUUGCCACUAUGACUAGAACUGGAGCUACGGACCUGAGAGGCAGCAUAAAAAGAUAAAAACCAUAGCUAGGUGCAGUGGCUCACAUCUGUAAUCUCAGCACUUUUGGAGGCAGAGGCGGGCAGAUCAUGAGGUCAGGAGAUUGAGAUCAUCCUGGCGAACAUGACGAAAUGCCAUCUCUACUAAAAAUACAAAAAUUAGCUGGGCUUAGUGAUGCAUGCCUGUAGUCCCAGCUACUUGGGAGGAUGAGGCAGGAGAAUCGCUUGAACUGGGGAGGCGGAGGUUGCAGUGAGCCAAGAUUGCACCAUUGCACACUCCAGCCUGGCAAGGGAAAGAGACUCCGUCUAAAAAAUACAAGAUCCAAGAUGGCUGAUUGCUAACAGCUCGGGAUUGUAGCUCCCAGUGAAAGCACAGAGAACGAGAGGACGCCACACUUUCAGAUGAAUUUUUGUCACACAGACCAGAAGAUUCCCAGUGGAGGAGACCCACGGGUCACCAGUGCAACUCUUGUGGCUGGCACAGUGGUUUUGCCGGCGCCUCCGCGUGGCAGCUCUUCGUGCAGAGAAAACGGGAGGAGAUUCCUGGGCAGAAGAGCACCAUGAGUCUUAACGCCGCUGUUUUGGCUGGUGCAGUGGGUUGCUCGGAUUCCAGCGCUGGGAAUCAAUAAACUGGAUGUCCACUCAGAAACCCAACUAGAAAGGUGGUAAUCAUAAAGACGACAGAUGGAUAAAUUUAUAACAAGGGGAAGAAACCAGCCUAACAAGGCUGAAAAUACCCAAAAUCAGAACCCCUCUCCCUCUACAGGGGAUUACAGUUCCUCAUCAGCAGCGGAACAAGCCCUGAUGGAAAAGGACUGUGUGCCAUUAACAGAAGUAGGCUUCAGAAGGUGGAUGAUAAGAAACUUCUGGGAGUUAAAAGAAUUUGUUCUAACCCAAUGUAAAGAAACUAAGAACUUUGAAAAAAGGUUUGACGAAAUGCUAACAAGAAUAGACAAUAUAGAGAGGAAUAUAAAUGAACUAACGGAGUUGAAAAACACAACACGAAAACUUAGCAAAAUAUGCACAAGUUUGAAUAGCUGAAUUGAUCAAGCAGAAGAAAGGAUAUCAGAGGUCGAAGAUCUACUUAAUGAAAUAAAAUGGACCAACGAUCCAAGAUGGCCGAUCGCUAACAUCCCGGGAUUGCAGCUCUCAGGGAAGGCGCGGAGAACUAAAGGACGCCACACUGUCAGACAAAGUCUGGUCGCUCACGGAGCAGAAGAUCCCCCAGUGGUGGAAACACACGAGUCGCCAGCGCGACUCUCGUGGUCGGCGCAGCGGUUCCGCCAGCACCUUGACGCGGCAGCGCUCGGCGCAGAGUAAACCGGACCGGUUCCUCUUCUGACCGAGGUUUGGAGCCCCGGGAAGGCAGAGUCGCCUACUACGGAAACAAGAAGGAAGCCCGACAGGAGAAUCCUGGGCAGAAAAACACCAUCAGUUUUAACGCCGCUGCUCUGGCCCGGGGAACUAACAACCUGGACGUCCACUCAAGAGACCUAAUCUGAAAGUUGGUAAUUUCAAAGACGACAGGAGGAUAAAUUUACAAUGACGGGAAGAAACCAGCUUAAAAAAGCUGAGAAUACUCAAAAUCAGAACGCCUCUCCCUCUAAAGAUGAUCACAGUUCCACAUCAACAAUGGAACGAGGCUUGAUGGAGAACGAGCGCCUCCUGAUGACAGAAUCACUCUUCAAGGAAUGGAUAAUAACAAACUUCGGUGAGUUAAAAGAACAUGUUGUAGCCCAACGUAAAGAAACCAGGAACUUUGAAAAAAGGUUUGAUGAAAUCCUAUUGAGAAUAGACAACUUAGAGAGGAGUAUGAGUGAAUUAAUGGAACUGAAGAAUACAAUACAGGAACUCCGAGAAGUAUGCACAGGUUUAAACACUCGAAUUGUUCAAGCAGAAGAAGGGAUAUCAGAGGUCAAAGUCCAACUUAAUGAAAUAAAACGUGAAGAAAAGAUUAGAGAAAAAAGGAUAAAAAGGAAUGAGCAAAGUCUCCAAGAAAUGUGGGACUAUGUGAAAAGACCAAAUUUACGUUUGAUAGGUGUACCUGAAUGCGACGGAGAGAAUGAAUCCAAGCUGGAAAAUACCCUUCAGGAUAUUAUUCAGGAAAAUUUUCCUAAACUAGCAAAGCAGGUCAACAUUCAACCCCAGGUAAUACAGAGAACACCACAAAGAUAUUCCUCAAGAAGAGCAACCCCAAGGCACAUAAUCGUUAGAUUCACCAGGGUUGAAAUGAAGGAGAAAAUACUAAGGGCAGCCAGAGAGAAAGGUCAGAUUACCCACAAAGGCAAGCCUAUCAGACUUACAGCAGAUCUCUCGGCAGAAACUCUACAGGCCAGAAGAGAAUGGGGGCCAAUAUUCAACAUCCUCAAAGAACAGAACCUUCAGCCCAGAAUUUCAUAUCCAGCCAAACUAAGCUUCACAACUGAAGGAAAAAUAAAAUCUUUUAUGAACAAGCAAGAACUCAGAGAUUUUAUUACCACCAGGCCUGCUUUACAAGAGCUUCUGAAAGAAGCAUUACACACAGAAAGAAACAACCAGUAUUAGCCGUUCUAAAAAUACACCAAAAAGUAAAGAGCACCAACAUAAAGAAGAAUUUACACCAACAAAUGGAUAAAACAGCCAGUCAACAUCAAAUGGCAGUAACCCUAAAUUUAAAUUGACUAAAUUCCCAAUCAUAAGACACAGCCAAAACCCAACAGCAUGUUACAUCCAGACCUGUUUCACAUGCAAGGAUACACAAAGACUCAAAACAAAGGGAUGGAGAAAGAUUUACCAACCAAAUGGAGAGCAAAAAUAAAUAAUAAAUAAAUAAAAAGCAGGAGUAGCAAUUCUUGUAUCGGAUAAAAUAGAUUUUAAAGCAACAAAGGUAUAGUGGUAAAAGGAUCAAUGCAACAACAAGAGCUAACAAUCCUAACACCCAGAUACGAGACUUAGAUUCAGUGAGACAGAAAAUUAAUAAGGAUAUCAAGGACUCGAACUCAGAUCCAGAACAAGUAAACUUAAUAAAUAUUUAUAGAGCUCUCCACUUCAAAUACACAAAAUAUACAUUCUUGUCAAUACCACAUCACACCUACCCAUUAGUUUAAAUGAAACAUUGAUUGGCCAUUAUUAAUACCCAAUUUUUUUCAAAAUAAAGCAAUAUUUCCAUUUACUCUCCCUCUUUCUCUCCUCUUUCUUCCUCUCCUUUACUUAUUAUUAUUUUUUUCUUUCCUUCUCUCAAAAAAAAAGAAAUCAACUUGUAAACCUCUAGAUCCAGGUCGGCAAUGUCUCUUUCAUUGCUUGAUUUCCUUUCUUCCCUUCCCUCCCUCCCUUCCCGCUUCCUCCCUUCCUUCCUUCCUUCAUCCCUUCCUUCCUCCCUACCGUCCUUCUUCCCUUCCUUCCUGCCUUCCUCCCCCCCCAAAAAUGAAUAAAUAAAUAAAUAAAAUGAGAAGGCAAGAAUAGAGAAAAAAUGAUAAAAAGGAAUGAGCAAAGUCUCCAAGAAAUAUGGGACUAUGUGAAAAGACCUAAUUUACGUUUGAUAGGUGUACCUGAAUACAACAAAGAUAAUGAAUCCAAGCUGGAAAAUACCCUUCAGGAUAUUAUUCAGGAAAAAUUUCCGAAUCUAGCAAAGCAGGACAAUAUUCAACCCCUGGUAAUACAGAGACCGCCACAAAGAUAUUCUUCAAGAAGAGCAACCCCAAGGCACAUAAUCAUUAGAUUCACCAGGGUUGAAACGAAGGAGAAAAUACUAAGGGCAGCCAGAGAGAAAGGUCAGGUUACCCACAAAGGGAAGCCUAUUAGACUUACAGCAGAUCUCUCAGCAGAAACCCUACAAGCCAGAAGAGACUGGGGGCCAAUAUUCAACAUCCUUAAAGAACAUAACUUUCAGCCCAGAAUUUCAUAUCCUGCCUAACUAAGCUUCACAACUGAAGGAAAAAUAAAAUAUUUUAUGAACAAGCAAGUACUCAGAGAUUUUAUUACCACCAGGCCAGCUUUAUAAGAGCUUCUGAAAGAAGCAUUAUACAUAGGAAAGAACAACCAGUAUUAGCCUUUCUAAAAAUAUACCAAAAAAGUAAAGAGCAUCAACAUAAAGAAGAAUUUACAUCAACGAAUGGAUAAAAUAGCCAGUUCACAUCAAAUGGCAGUAACCCUAAAUUUAAGUUGACUAAAUCCCCCAAUCAAAAGAUACAGCCAAAACCUAAUGGUAUGCUACAUCCAGACCCAUUUCACAUCCAAAGAUACACAAAGACUCAAAACAAAAGGAUGGAGAAAGACUUACCAACCAGAUAGAGAGCAAAAAUAAAUAAAUAAAUAAAAAGCAGGAGUUGCAAUUCUUGCAUCUGAUAAAAUAGAUUUCAAAGCAACAAAGUUAUACCAGUAAAAGGAUCAAUGCAACAAUAAGAGCUAACGAUCCUAACACCCAGAUACGUAAGACCGAUAAAGAGAUUUAGACUCAACGAGACAGAAAAUUGAUGAGGACAACCAGGACUUGAACUCAGAUCUGGAACAAGUAAACUUAAUAAUUAUAGAGCUCUCCAUUUUAAAUGCACAAAAUAUACAUUCUUUAAAUACACAAAAUAUUGAUCAGCCAUUAUCAAUACCCAUUUUUUAGAAUAAAGCAAUAUUCCCGUUUUCUCCCCUUCUUUUUCUUCCUCUUUCUUUCUCUCCUUCACUCCUUUUUUUCUCUUUCUUUUCUUCUUUCCUUUUUUUAAAAAAAAUAAAAAUAAAAAAAAGCCAUGCAGCCUUGGAUAAUCAUUAAGUUAAAAAGAAAUUUGCUUAUGGGUCCAAGGGAAGGGGACACUACAGAGUCCAUCACUCCCCUCCCCACUGCUACCCCAGGUAUUACGUCCUUAACUUUUCACAGCUACACUCAACCUUAGUCAAACUUUUUUUUUUUUUUUGUAAUUGUCUGUAUCUGUCAUGAUCAACUGUAAUCUGCAAAAGAAUAAAAACAAUUUCUUUGGCUGCUGAGUGACUAGUUUAAAACUUUGAUUUGAAGAUGUCAUCAGAUAUCACCUUUGUUUCCGUCUCAAGGCAGGAAUGUUUUGCUUCCAUUCAAUGCAAACAGAGCUGCCUUGAUCUGGCUAAAGUUAACUCAUCAGAUGCUUUGUGUGAGGGACCCCUAAGUUCUUUAUUUUAGACAGUGAAAGAGCCAAGGGGGUACCAUUGUUGGGCUGUGUUUAGGGCAUCAGUUGACCUUGAUCCAGCCUUGAAGCCAUGAUGUAGAAUGUUACCAGCACCCUGAAAAAUUUCCUCAUACCACUUGGCCAUCAACCCCUCCCGUCUCCCCUGGCCUCUGUAACCAUAGUUUUGCCUUUGCUACACCUUCAUAUAAGUAUUAGACACUAUGUAGUCUUUUUUUUUUUUGAGACGGAGUUUUGCUGCAAUGGCACGAUCUCGGCUCACUGCAACCUCCGCCUUCUGGGUUCAAGCAAUUCUCCUGCCUCAGCCUCCUGAGUAGCUGGGACUACAGGCGUGCACCACCAUGCCAAGCUAAUUUUUGUAUUUUUAGUAGAGUUGGGGUUUCACCUUGUUGACCAGGAUGGUCUCGAUCUCUUGACCAACCUCUGCCUCCCAAAGUGCUGGGAUUAUAGGUGUGAGCCACCGCGUCUGGCCUACUGUAGUCUUUUGUGUGUAGCUUCUUUCACUUAGCAUAAAUAAUGCUUUGGAUUAAUCCAUGAUUUUGCUUAUAUCAGUAGUUUGUUUCUUUAGGUUGUUAUGAGGUAUUCCAUUGUAUAAAUCUGCCAUAAAAUGUUUAUCCACUUAUCAGUUGAUGGACAAAUGGGUUGUUUCUGUUUUUUUUACGUGUGUGUGAUUAUAACUAAGGCUGAUAUAACCUUUUGCAGAGAAGACUUUGUAUGAAUAUACGUUUUCAUUUCUCUUAGCUAAAAAUCUAGGACGGUGUUUGCUGGAUUGGAAAAUAAGUACAUUUUAAGUUAAUUUUUUUUAAAAAAAGCUAGCUGUUUCCAAAGUGGUUGAAUCAUUUUGCAUUCCCAGCAGCAACAUAUGAGAUAUCCAGUUGGUCUGCCUGUUUGGCAGCACUUGGUAUUGUCACUCUUUUUGUUAUUCCUCAUUCUAGUAGAUGUGUGAUGGUGCUGUACUGUGUGUUUAACUUGGAUUUCCCUAAUGGCUAUUUAUGCUAAAUAUAUUGAUGUGUUAAUUUGCCAUCUGUAUAUAUUCUUUGAUUGUAAAAGUUACUUAUCUAGUAUGUCUUUUGCAAACAUUUUUUGUCUGUGGCUUUUUUCCUUUUUUAAAAAAAUUUUAUUAUUAUUAUUUUUAAUAAAGACGGGGUUUCACCAUGUUGGUCAGGCUGGUCUUGAACUCCCGACCUCAGAUGAUCCGCCCGCCUUGGCCUCCAAAGUGCUUGGAUUACAGGUGUGAGCCACCACGCCCGGCCUUCUUUUUUCUUUUCUUUUUUUUCUGAGAUGGAGUCUUGCUCUGUCACCCAGGUGGAGUGCAGUGGUGCAAUCUUUGGCUCACUGCAACCUCCACCUCCCAGGUUUAAGCAAUUCUUCUGCCUCAGCCUCCCAAAUAGCUAGGAUUACAGGCACCUACCACCAUACCCAGCUAAUAUUGUAUUUUUAGUAAAGACGGGGUUUCACCAUAUUGGCUAGGCUGGUCUCAAACUGCUGACCUUGUGAUCUGCCUGCCUCAGCCUCCCAAAGUGCUGAGAUUACAGGUGUGAGUCACCGCGCCCGGCUGCUUUUUUUUUUUUUGAGACGGAGUCUUGCCCUGUUGCCCAGCUGGAGUGCAACGGCGCGAUCUCGGCUCACUGCAACCUCCGCCUCCCAGAUUCAUAUGAUUCUUCUGUCUCAGCCUCCUGAGUAGCUGGGAUUACAGGCACCUGCCACCAUGCCCAGCUUUUGUAUUUUUAGUAAAGAUGGGGUUUCACCAUGUUGGCCAGGCUUGUCUGAAACUCCUGACCUUGUGAUCCUCCUGCCUCAGCCUCCCAAAGUGCUGGGAUUGCAGGUGUGAGCCACUACACCUGGCCCUUUUUUAAGUCUCUUAAUGAGGAAGCAUAACUCAUUUAUUUGAGGCUUUUCUCUUCUUUUUUGAGAUGGAGUCUCGCUCUGUUGCCAAGCUGGAGUGCAGUGGUGUGAUCUUGGCUCACUGCAACCUCCACCUC
Callithrix jacchus (white-tufted-ear marmoset) is the source of this 20998-nucleotide messenger RNA. The record is from RefSeq and is a predicted model, not a curated record. NCBI's taxonomy places the organism in Eukaryota, Metazoa, Chordata, Mammalia, Primates, Cebidae.